GGAGGCGGCUGGCGAUCCGUGCCUCCAGCCAGUUGCGCGCAGAGCGCAGAGUAGGGACGUCGGUCUGUGCGGAGGGUCUCGGCAGGCGCCGCGGCACCUCGCUGGGCCAUGGCACCUCCUGUCAAAGGGAAAAGGAAACAGUCAGAGGGCAGUGACCCCCUAGACCCCCCUGUGUCCCCUCAGCCUGAUGGUGGACAGAGCAGGAGCCAGAGCCCUGUCCAGCUGGAGGACCCCCCCGAGGCAGGCGGGGAGCGGGAGGAGGAGCAGGAGCGGGAGGAGGAGCAGGCCUUCCUGGUCAGCCUCUACAAGUUCAUGAAGGAGCGACACACGCCCAUCGAGAGGGUGCCCCAUCUUGGCUUCAAGCAGAUUAACCUGUGGAAGAUCUACAAGGCCGUGGAGAAGCUGGGGGCCUAUGAGCUGGUGACCGGCCGGCGCCUCUGGAAGAAUGUGUACGAUGAGCUGGGGGGCAGCCCGGGCAGCACCAGCGCGGCCACGUGCACGCGCCGCCACUACGAGAGGCUGGUCCUCCCAUAUGUGCGGCACCUGAAGGGGGAGGAUGACAAGCCACUGCCCCCCUCCAAGCCCAGGAAGCAGUACAAGAUGGCCAAGGAGGCUCAGGGGGACGAUGGUGCCGCUGAGAGACUGAAGAAAGCCAAGGAGGAGAAGCAGGUAGACCAGAUGACACCAGGAAAGACCAAAACAGACGCCCCCGACCUAGCAAGGCUUCCCAGCCAGGAGCCCCCCAGGGACAGCAUGGAACAGCCAGGCCCAGCCCCUGGGCCCUCUCUGCCCUUUGUGGGUGCCAGCGGCUGCCCUGAGGCCUACAAGAGGCUCCUGUCCAGCUUCUACUGUAAAGGGACACAUGGUAUCAUGUCACCACUGGCCAAGAAGAAGCUCCUGGCCCAGGUGAGCAAGGCAGAGGCCUUGCAAUGCCAGGAGGGGGGCUGUCGCCAUGGGGCAAGUGGGGAGCCCCAGGUGCCCUCAACUGUUCAGCCCCUGGAGAGCCCCCAGAGCCCAGGAGGGCUGGCUGAGAACUCCAGGCACCAGCUGACACCUCCGGAAGGGGUGCAGGGCCCUGGUGGCAGUCUUAGGGAGGAGGCUCAGGUGGGGCCUCGCCCCUCUGCCCCCACCUUCACCGGCUGCCUCCACACCUACUCUUCUGAGGUGCUGAAGCCCAUCAGCCAGCACCCCCGGGACUUCCUCCCCAGUCUUAAAGAUGCGGUGUUACUGGGGCCCCCUGGCAAAGAGGAAGGGCUGCCGACCAAGGAGCCCCAGCUGGUAUGGGGUGGGGAUGCCAACCGUCCCUCUGCAUUCCACAAGGGCGGCUCCAGGAAGGGCAGCCUCUACCCCAAACCCAAAGCCUGCUGGGUGUCCCCCAUGACCAAGGUCCCUGCUGAGAGCCCUGUGCCCCUGCCCACCUUCCCAAGCAGCCCAGGCCUGGGCAGCAAGCGCAGCCUGGAGGAAGAGGGCUUGGUUCAUGGUGGCAAAAAACUGAGGGCAGUGUCUCCUUUUCUUAAGGAGGUGGAUGCCAAGGAGUGUGGGACCAAGUCUGUAGGGCCUGGCUUGGCUGUCUCCUGCCUGCUGGGCCCAGCCCUAGGGCCCACCUUCCCAGAGGCCUACAGAGGUACCAUGCUGCGCUGCCCACUGAACUUCACUGGCACCCCAGACCCCUUAAAGGGCCAGGCCCCACUCCCCUUCAGCCCCCUGGUCAUCCCGGCCUUCCCGGCCCACCUCCUGGCCACUACAGCGCCCUCGCCCAUGGCCGCUGGCCUCAUGCACUUCCCCCCAGCAUCUUUCGACAGUGCCCUUCGCCACAGACUUUGUCCGGCCUCGUCUGCGUGGCACGUGCCACCUGCCACAACCUAUGCAGCGCCCCACUUCUCUUUCCACCUCAACACCAAGCUGUAGACCUGAGCCCGCAGUGCUGUGAUGCAGUGCGGGGUCCUAUGCGGCCCAGGAUGGGGAGGCACUGCCGGAAGCUCUGGGCUGGAGCCCCCUUCUCAGGAGAGCUUGGCUGUGCCUAAGGCAGGGAUGUCGCCCUGGCUGGGCAGCCUGGCACAAAGAGAGGCAGUGGGAAAACUGAGUUUCUCUCUCAAGGAGGCAGCCAGAGCCUGAGGACCGUGAGCCCCAUGGUUGCAAGGCCUUGGGAGAAGACAGUGCAGGGCCAACCGCUCCUGGCCGGGGCCCCAGAGCAGAGGCCCGCAGCGGGGUGAAGGGCCAGGGAGCUGGUCAGCAGCUUGAGGUGUCCAGGCUGCCCAUGGAAAAUCCAAUAAAAUGCCUGUGGAUUCACGCA
Phacochoerus africanus (Common warthog) is the source of this 2293-nucleotide messenger RNA. It is a transcript of the gene ARID5A, whose product is annotated as AT-rich interaction domain 5A. Gene Ontology annotation, biological process: regulation of transcription by RNA polymerase II. Gene Ontology annotation, cellular component: nucleus. The record is from RefSeq and is a predicted model, not a curated record. The transcript is spliced from 7 exons. NCBI's taxonomy places the organism in Eukaryota, Metazoa, Chordata, Mammalia, Artiodactyla, Suidae. Bases 109 to 1908 code for a protein of 599 amino acids. Gene Ontology annotation, molecular function: transcription cis-regulatory region binding.